Messenger RNA from Oncorhynchus mykiss (rainbow trout), 3395 nucleotides. The record is from RefSeq and is a predicted model, not a curated record. Lineage: Eukaryota; Metazoa; Chordata; Actinopteri; Salmoniformes; Salmonidae.
CAGGCAUUCAGGAGGAGCUAGCUAGCCGUCUUUGCUACAGACCUUGCUACAGUAGCUCGGAGACCAGAUACUGUAGCAGCCAGCAAUGUCUUUCAUAAGUUCACAAUUAUGAAUUAUGAUUAAAUACGACUGUCGUGAAUUCGUCAUAAAAUAGUUUGAAAGGAAAUCUAUGUGGACGUACUGUACUGGAGUUAGUAUGUGUCUCGCUCGUGAAGUAGUCUUUGUCUACGUAUUUGCCAGCUAGCAUAUAGCUAGUUUGUUUUAUCUAGUCUCUUUAAAUGCCAUUAGCUACCACUUUAAUUCAAGUAUACCCAGGGGUGUCACCGUUGACUUUGUUAGCUACAUUGCUUUUUACAUUUGUGCUAAUUUGCAUACAACCGUUACUAUUCGUGGUUUAUUUCCCAGCACUUCAGGUAAAAGGAUGGACCACGCACAGCGAGAUAAGUUGUCAGAGCUCGUGGAAGAGUUGACCACAUCUGGGGAACCACAACUAAAUCCAAAUAAACUGAAGGAAGUGAAAAAGAUAUGCAAAGUUUCCAACGACUACAUUGAGCACUUCUACCACCUGACCAUGACGCAGCUGGCCCAGGAGCAUGCCGAGAUCCGCCUGUCAGCCUUCCAGAUGGUCAGUGAACUCUUCACCCGCUCACACCACUUCAGGGUCCUGCUGGUAGACAACUUCCAGGAGUUUCUGGACCUGACAGUGGAGACGGACUCAGAUGAGCCUCUGCCACCACCCAAAGAGGUGGCCCGAAAGCUGAAGACCAUUGCCAUCAAAACUGUGCAAGAAUGGCAGGCCACUUAUGGAGAAGCCUAUAAGAAACUGGCCUUGGGCUACCACUUUCUCAAGCAGGUUAAAAAGGUGGACUUUCAUGAUGUUCAGGCCAGAACACUAGCUGAGAGGAAACGAGAGGAGGAGAGACAGAAAAGACUGGAGAGGAUUUAUAAAGACAAAGUUGAAAAGGCCACCAAGGAAAUGGAAGAUGCCUCAGAAGAGAUUGAAGAGUGUCUUACAGAGAUAAACAACUGCAUAAAGUUGCUUCUGCCUGCAGAGUUUGACCUCAGUGACCUAGAUACCUCAACUCCAGCCAAUAAUUCAACCGUUUCUGUCUCUUCUGUGCCUAAUGAGAAGGCUAGCACCUCCAGUGACCUAGACGAACAGCCCUGUUGUAGUAAAGACCUGGAGCUCCAGAGGGAACCCAAGAAUACAGAGACAAGUACAGCAACGAAAACCAAUGAGGAGAAGGAGGAAGAGGAUCCUAGUGAUGAAGACAGCGAUAUAGAGGAUGUUCUGGUAGAAGAUGCAUUCAUACGCAACACAGGACUCAUAUCUCACAAAUACAGCCUGGACCUGAACCUCUCCACAGAUUUAAAGCUAAAGGAGACAGAGGAAAAUGAAGCAGUGGUGAACACCAUGAAGGACCUGCACAAAUUGCUCAGCACUAAACACCUGCCUGUCGUCCAGUACUGGGUUCAGGCGGGUGUGCCAGAACCGCUCCUCAGACGUGCCAUAGACUUGAAGUCGUCGCUGGAGAGAGCUCUGCAGAAACAUGAAGACCUGCACAUUGACUACAAGGCCAGGCAUCGCAGAGUGAUGAAAGCGCCGGAGGGCAGCGAUGACGACGAUGAUGACUUUGAGGAGGUUCCGGAGAAGGAGGGUUUUGAACCCCACAUUCCAGACCAUCUACGGGAGGAGUACGGUUUAGAGCCGUCCCCCUCCACCUCUGUGGCCUGUAAGAAGCCGGUGCAGCCUCCAGUAAAGUGUCCUGCAACAGGAGCCUCUCACACCCUCUCCAGACCCAGGAAGAGAGCCACUGACGAGGAGCAGGACCCCACCUGUGCAGCCGCCACACUCCGCCUCUUCAAGCAGCACCUCCUACCCCAGCCACCUAGCACCAGCUCUGCAGCAGGAGGUCAUGUGGACCCCACAUACCAGGCUAGUGAGGACAGGGACAAAGCUCCAGUCAUCCCCUUCGGUUUGGACCUCUACUACUGGGGAGAGGAGCAACCCACUGCAGGCAAAAUCAUCAAGAAUAGCUCCCAGCACCAGUUCUGGGUUCCCAACGAGGUAGAGGAAGAGGUGGAGAAUAAGGAGCUGGCUGCCCAGAUGAAGUCCAGGUACAUCACGUUCGCUGGCCGCUUCCAGCCCGUCAAGCACAGGUGCAAAACCCCCAUGCCCAACGGAGGCCUCUGUGAACGCCAGGACCGAGUCAAGUGUCCUUUCCAUGGGCCGAUCAUCCCACGAGACGAGCUGGGAAAACCCACCAACCCUGAGGACGCUGUGCGGCUGGAGAAAGAGGAAUGGAAACGUAGAGAGGACCAGCCUGACUGGCGGGACCCUGAGCUGAUGAGGGACAUAGAGCUUGCCACUGGGGAGGACCUGGGGUCCUCCAAAACCUUUGGGAAGGGCAAGAAAGGCAAGGGGAAGGGCAAGAAGAAGAAGUUCCCCAACCUCAGUGAUCUGAAGAAGGGUGUUAACACUUCACGCUCCAGACUAGAGAAGAAGGUUUUCAACCCGAGCUCCAUGAGGCGAGUGACAGACGUCAUGAAUAAAAUGGACAAAUUGAAACACGCAAAGUUUGCAAACCAAUUUAAUUAUGCACUGAAUUAACAGGAAGUUGAGGAGGCCAGUGGAUUUAUAAUCCUCAAGUACUGUACUGGUAGAAAUGACUUCUAAAUGGAGACUUCUACUACAUUCACAUCUCAUGUCCAUGUAACAACAUGUUGAAUUGCGUCACAUUUAUGCUUUCUAUUAUGUAAAAAAAAAAAAAAAAAUGUUUUUAGGAAAUAAUUUGUCAAGUAAUGUUAUUUAUUGAUUUAUGUGUAACAUAAGGGAAAAUGUAGUGCCAAUCUUUGUCACCAGUUAGCUAUUUACACUUAAUGUAGUCCCCCCUUGGGAUUUUCAAUGGCAGAACUCUUUUUACAAUUAUCACAACCAUUGAAUGCUUAAUGUAUCAAUGCUAUUAUGUGGAAGUGGUAACCUAACUGUUGUGACAGGCAGCUUUUAACAAGUGUUGCUCUUGACUCCCAUACAGUUCUGUGUCUGAGUUUGAAAGCACUGUAAGGGCUUAUAGAAACGUCUAUAGGUUGCCAAUAACUGCCCUGCAUCAGACCUCUCUGGACUGUUAGAGAAAGACAGCCUGUGAAUCAAUAUGAAUAAUUUAAUAUUCACCUGACAAAAAUAUCUUCCCUUUUUUUUUUAUAUAUGUUUUCUCUGUUGUGUAGUAGUAUGAUGAUAGUGAAUGUGCUUGUGUUGGAUUAGUACAUGUUGAUUGCAAGGAGGGAUAUCUUCAGGCCCGGUUGUUGGCUGUUUUGGUUUGGGCAGGUCUGGUUUGGAGGCAUUGAAACAGUACUGUCUACUAGUCAUUGGGAGCACAUUAAACUAAUUGUUUGCA